Molecule: messenger RNA, 6448 nt
Organism: Physella acuta
Lineage: Eukaryota; Metazoa; Mollusca; Gastropoda; Physidae
Product: lethal(3)malignant brain tumor-like protein 3
Biological process (GO): negative regulation of DNA-templated transcription
Cellular component (GO): nucleus
Molecular function (GO): chromatin binding; histone binding; zinc ion binding
Source: RefSeq, a predicted model, not a curated record
GAAUAGCCAAAUACUAAGGCACGGCUAUUCUUAUUACAAAAUUACUCCCGACGAAUAUGUAUUUUUUAAAACCAGGAGUUUUGAGUCCUAGUUACAUUCAUUGUGAAACAAAACAAAAACUGGCAAUGUUAAGUGCAAGACAAGAUGAAAACUGUUAAACUAAAAUAUACAUUUGAGUGAGCUGAUUGAUGUUAAAAUGUCUGAAAGUGAUCAUCAAGAUAAUGCCAUUGUAGACCAGGGGGCCUCACCUAUGGAUCUCUCAGUACCUACUCACUCAACACAACCAAGUGCUGGACAGCAAAUGGCUGUGACAUUGGCCACAUCUCCAGCUGUUGGUCAGAUUACGAUUAGCUCUACCCCAACGUCUGUCACAAGUUUCCAGAUUCGUCCACAGCUCAUUUCAACAGCUUUUGGCUUUCUCCCUAAUGGCAGCAUGACUCUCCCAGUUCCUGGAUCUUCAUCUCAGCCAAUGGCAAAUCAGUCUCCCAACAUUCAGGUGGCUAGAGGUGGAAUCCCUAUUCUCAGCCCAGGCAUUGGUUCUGGUCAACUCACUUUUCACACUCGAGUGCCACACCCUGCUUUUCCACAGCAGAUCCCUAUGUCCACCAUACAACAACUAACUUUCCAACGAAUGCCUACUAAAGGUCAGUCAGUAGCAGUUCAGCGUUUACCAACAGGAACUGUAGUACCCAUUUCAACUCAACAAAUACUUAAUGUUCAGAAAGCUGCCAGCCCCAGCAAAGCUUCCAGACAGAACCACAGCCAUUCAAAGAACAAUUUUUCUCAUACCCAGAAAGCUCAUUCAUCUCCCUCUCAAAAUCAUUUAGGUCAUCGAAUACCUAGCCCCAAUGGGCAACAGAUUACUUUCCAGAAAGCUCUAAAUCCAAUUGUUGCUCAGCAGAUGACAGGCACUCCACAGCCUAGUUACAUUCAGUGUUUGCCUAACACAGCCUUGGUGACACAGCAGCUAUCCCAGAAUGCCACUGGUGGUGGUCUAAACCUUCAGUCCACUCCCUCAACAGUGGGGAACCUCCAAGUCUCAUCACCAGUGGGAACAACAGCUCUUGUAGGAUCUCCCACCAAUAUAGGCACAGCCACAAUCCUAGCCGGACAGUAUAUCCAACCCAGACCCUCUGUGGCAACAUUCAUAACUGGUGCUCCAACUGCUAUAACUUUAACUGUCACGUGCAUAGCGCCAAGCCCUUCAACAAAUUCUUCCCAGAUCUUGUCUUUAGCUACUAACCAACAAGGGCAAAUUUUAAGGCCUGUCAGCGGGAUAUCCCAGGCUCAGGCACUGCGAGCAGGCAUACCAGUGGUGCUGCCUCGGGCUGGCCGUCAACAAGUGCCUAAAAGUGCUCUAGCUCCACGCUUAAUCCAAAAACCUUUGGUGUCACCUACAAUCAACACUGGUCGACAGAUUGCAAUGCAAAUGCCAUCACUUAUCAGAAGCUCUUCUUCUCAGAUGAAUCCAGUUGUGGGUCCCCUGGCUGAAAAUAUCCAGGCCAACUCCCCCAUGUCAGGGCAGUCAAUAGCUGGUCUGGGAGUGGCCAUUGUUCUCACUACCACAGUCAGCAGCCCAACCACCAGUGUCACAACAUCUGUAUCAGCACCCAUUUCUUCUGUUGCCACAGCUGUUUCCCAGCUGCCAGAUCAUGUGGGGGAUGAUUUAAGAAAGUCUCCUGCAGCUUCUUCUGUCAGUGCUCUCUCAACUGAUUUGAAGGUUGUAAAACCAGCAGAGAACAAGUCUACAGCUCUUUCAGCAGUAAAUGCUGACAGUGCAGAGACACAAAGAGAAAGUUAUGUUAACUCAAUGGGUGAUGCAGGUUCAGAGAAUUCUCAAGUAUCUAUUGUUUCCAAUGGAGUGCUAAAUGAAGAUCCUGCAACAACUACUUUACCAGAGGUAAUGACCAAUGGACAUGAGGAAACAAACUCAAAAAACAAUAUAGGGGCAGAUUCUAAUGAAGAAGACAAAACAAAUCCUCUCACUAACUCUGAGAUGAGUUCAGGAAAUCAAGGUGCUAUUCUCACUGAAGGUUUUAUAGACUCCAAUCUAUUAGAGUGGGCUGAUGGUGUGGGGAGGUUGCCAGGCACUGACAUGAAGUUUAAAAUAAAUGAGUUUGGUGAUCUUGAACUGGUUGAAGAUAGUACUACCACUUCAGCUGCCAAGUCAGACAAUGUGACUGACAUUAAUAUGGAAAACAAUAAUGAAUCUGAUGUUGAUUUAGCUGAUGGCAUCGAUAACAUUGAUGGGAAAGUUUGUUCUGUUACUGAUCCAGCUGAGCUUUCGGAACAUGAGGGUGAUCCUGUUUGUUGUUGUGUUUACUGCGGUCGCUAUGGUUACAAAAGUAAUUUCAGAACAUCUGGCAGAUUUUGUUCUCAGACCUGUGCGGGAAAGAAAAAUCUGCACAGAAAACAAAUGAUAAUGUCAAGGAUGAUGAUGGGAAUGAAAAAUAAAAAGAAGAAAUUAAUCCCUUCCAGUGAUGUAAAAAUUGUCAAUAAAGAAGAUGUUGAAGUAAUAGAAAAGACCACAGAUAAAAAAGUACUAUCUUUUGAUUGGGACAAAUAUCUAGCAGAGACCAACUCUGUAGCAGCCCCAAAGAGGCUGUUUAAAGAGCCUUUUCCAAGCAAUCGUAAUGGCUUCCGGUUAUGUAUGAGAUUAGAGGGAGUUGACCCAAAACAUCAGUCACUCUUCUGUGUGCUAAGUGUUGCUGAAAUACAAGGCUACAGAAUGAGGCUUCAUUUUGAUGGGUACUCUGAGUGCUAUGAUUUCUGGGUGAAUGCAGACUCCCCCUUCAUAUUUCCUGUAGGCUGGGCUGAAAAAAAUGGCAAAAUACUUCAACCUCCAAAAAAUAUGACAGCUGAACAGUUUAACUGGACCAGUUAUUUGAAGCAGACAAGAGCUGUGGCAGCACCAAAAAGCUUAUUUCUGAACCAGCCAUCUUCAGUGACCCCUUCAGCAUUCCGUGUUGGUAUGAAGCUAGAAGCUGUAGAUAAGAAGAACUCCAGCCUGGUAUGUGUGGCCACUGUUGCUGACACUCUAGGAGACCGGAUCCUCAUUCACUUUGAUGGCUGGGAGGAUGUUUACGACUACUGGUGUGACAUCACAUCACCAUCCAUACACCCUGUUGGCUGGUGUAAGGCCAAUGGUCACUCUUUGUCUCCACCCCCUGAUUAUGGUGAUGGUGCCAAUUUUACCUGGGAUACUUACCUGGCUGAUACUAAGACAACGGCUGUACCUUCUCGAGCAUUCAAAACUCGGGUGGCCAUGGGCUUUGAGAAAGGCAUGAAGGUGGAAGUUGUUGAUAAACGCAACCCAAUACUGAUCAGAGUUGCAACAGUGGUUGAUGUACAAGACUACAGACUGCUGAUCCACUUUGAUGGAUGGGAUUCUAUAUAUGACUACUGGAUAGAUGAUGAUAGCAGUGACCUUCACCCACCACAAUGGUGCUCUAAAACAUUCCAUCCAUUGCAGAGUCCCAUAGACAAAAAAAAUAUAAAGACUAAUGUUGACAGUGGUGGCUGUCCAACUAUUGGAUGUAAAGGCAUUGGUCACAUAAAGGGAGCUAAGUACACUGGACAUCACAGUGCAUUUGGUUGUCCUUACUCUGAACUGAAUAUGAGCAAAGACACAGCAUUGACAGAUAGACUUGGCUCAUCUAGAUCUGAAGAAGGUGUUGGCCUACAGUCCAGAACUGAUAUCAACGCAGAUAUGAGGAAAUGCCCAACACCAGGAUGUGAUGGUCUGGGUCAUGUGACCGGCAAGUUCACCUCACAUCACUGUUUAUCAGGCUGUCCACUGGCUGAGAAAAACAUGGUCAAAGUUAAACAGGAAACUGUGCUUGAACCUCGACCAGUGGGUCGACCUGGGCGUGGGAGAAAAAGGAAAAUGUAUAGUACAAGCACACCUCUCCUACCUCUUGACAAAAUGAUAAAAACAGAACCAAUGGAAGGCUACAAUGAUGAGAAGAACUCUCUCCAUGCCAGCAUUCAUGAAUCUGUGUUCCAAACCUCGGCUUUGUCCCCUCCUCCCAAUGACCAGCCCCUAUGCUGGGAGCAGCAUGCUAAACUGCUGCCAGGGAUAAUGGAGGUCAACCAGAGUCUUGUGUGCAACUGGUCAGUUGAUGAGGUUGCAGAUUUUGUUUUCAAGCUUACUGGGCAGCAGGACCAAGCCCAGAAGUUCAAAGAUGAGGAAGUGGAUGGAGACUCAUUUUUGUUACUACAGCAGAGUGACCUUCUGAAUUUCCUAAACAUCAAACUGGGUCCAGCCAUUAAAAUCUUCAACAGUAUUCUUGUCUUUAAAGCUGCUAACGAUUUUUAGUACGAUGAUACUAUUUGCUUUUCUGUGUUGAAAGCUCUUGUAAAUAAUUUUGUAAACAAUGAAACAUGUUUUUGUUUUUGAAAACUACUGCAUUUCUUUUGUUGCUCAGUGUUUAGUUGUUUUAUCUAACCUAUUUAGGGCUUUCAUGGCACCGUGCCACCUCGUGAAUACCACACAUUUUUCAUGUGCCAUAAUUUUCUUACUGCUUCAAAUCCAACUUGAAUACUGUUGUGCCUGAUACAAGUGUGGUAAACUGUUUUACUAUGUAACUAUCCUUGGCCAAAUAAUCUAAUGCUGUAGUACUUGUACAUAUUAGUUGUUUUUUUUUUGUCUUAAUUUAAAAGUUAAAAUGGUUGUAAAUUAAGAAGACUCAUGUUAUGGUAAAAAAUAUACUGUGCUUUUGUCUUCUAAAGAAGUAGUUUGAAUUUGUAGAUAUGUAUUUUGUUACUGAUUUUUUGAAAAUAUCAGUGGUUGAUGAUCUAGCUGAGGAAAUUCCUAUCUAAGCUGACUAGUUAUGAUCUCAAUAUACUACAUGUAUAUAUUUGUUAAUUAUUUCAUUGAUACAUUUUUAGAUUACUCAUUCCUUUUUUUAAAAGAUCUUUUUAUUAUAUAUAGAUUGUAUGCUAAUGCUAACCUGAUUGCUUAUUUUGUUGGUCUUUUUGUAUUCAAAAUGUUAAUACUCUUAGCUUAAAUACACUGGCUUUACUUACAUACUCAUAGUUUGUGAAAAAAAUGUGAUCUGCAUUUUAGUCCAGUUAUAACUAGAUUAUCAUCAGGUGUUAAAGUUGUUUUAGUAUUCACUAAACACCCUUUAAUGAUUGGUGAAUCCCUCUUGUAUUGGUGGAGUUAGAUUUCUGUGUAUAGAUUAUUAGGUUUAUAAUUAUACUUAGGUUUCUAUUUCUGUUGUUCAUUUUAUAUUUUUAUUUAACCAGUUAAAAGUAUAAAAAUCAAGUGAUAUUACUCUAAAGUCUGAAUGUACUAUGGAUUUUGGUAAAAAUAUUGUUUUUAAGUACUUUUUCUACUGUUAUCAUCUAAACAUACAUACAUUUUUACAAUUGUAUAUGGCUAAUCAGACAAAUUAGUUGAACACUUAUAUCUUUACCAGAGUGUUUAAGUGUGGCAUAAAUAUCAUCCAAGUAUUUAACUAAUGCAUAAUUAGUAUUGUGCAAUCCAGGUGUUUGCUCCAUUGAUCUCUAAUUUAUGCAUAAUUUAGUAUAUGAUAUAACAUGCAUUGCUGAUGUUGUUAACUGAUCAACCCAGACUCUUGCAAGCAGCAGUUUGGUGUAGAAAAGUUGUUAAGUUGUACAUGGCAAAUCAUUCUGUUGUUUUACCUGCAUUUAAAAUAUUUGGUGCUUAUCUUUAUGUUAGUUUCAAUGUAUUCAGAACUAUGAUAAACAUUAAAACAUAUGAUAGAUGUUUAAAUCAUGGGAACAUUUUAUUUUUAUACAAAUUAGCUUUCAACAUUAAGAGUGUUUUAAUAUUAAAAGUAUCAUUUUGUUUUUCUUAUGAAAUCAUUUAAUUACAAACAUUUCUUUGCAUUUUUUUUUAAUGUAAAAUAUGAGUUAUUUAAAUCUAGUUAUUUUGUUAAACCUUGUUAUAAGUUGUAUCAUUUUAAAUGUAUAGCUAGAAAGUUAGUUUAAGACAACAUUAGAGAGAGAAUUUCUGUUAAAAUAGCAAUGUAUGGCCCACCAGGAUACUAUUACACUUGUUGAGAAGUUCAGAUGGGUGUCAUCUGACCUGUGAUGUAUGAUGUACAAGAUUACCUGUUGUUUUCCGGUUUAUUUUUAAAAAAUCAAUGAACUAUGAAAGUGAUACUUCCUGAGAUGAACUUUUUGUUGUUGAUUUCUGUUUUGUGGUUGUGAUCUUUGGACUAAUUUAAUUGACUUUACUGAGUCCUUUAUUUCUUGUGGAACGUAGAGCCUCAACCAUUUCCUCCGACUCAAUAUUUUGCAGUCUCCCAAGACAUCCGUGCUAUUUUUAGUUCUUUGAGAAGACUUAGUCUCCAAGUCUGUCUUGUGAGCCCUCUUCUGUGGAGUUCCAUUUGAGCACUGGUGUCAUUUCUGAUUUGGCUUUGGUUUCUUAACUAAAAUUAAUGGACGUGUAGUAAGCCAACUGUACAAUCCCCACCUG